AUGGCCGCUGUCGCAGAGAACGGCGCCGCCCCGGUCACCAACGAGAACUCCGCCCCCAGUGUGGCCGCCGCCGAACAGAAGGACCAGACCGAACAGACGAAUGGAGAUGCCGUCACGGUGUUCCACGACAAGGAGAACUUCAACGUCAAGCACCCUCUUAUGCAUGAGUGGACUCUCUGGUUCACCAAGCCUCCCAGUGGCAAGGGCGAUAACUGGAAUGAUCUGCUGAAGGAAGUUGUCACGUUCAACUCUGUCGAAGAGUUCUGGGGAAUCUACAACAACAUCACACCGACCUCGGAACUGGGCCUGAAAGCCGACUACCAUCUCUUCAAGAAGGGCAUCCGUCCCGAGUGGGAAGACCCCCAAAACAAGCACGGUGGCAAGUGGUCCUACUCGUUCAAAGACAAGCGCUCCGUACCGAUCGACGAUCUCUGGCUCCACGCCCAGCUGGCCGCCAUUGGCGAGACCCUCGAGAACGAUGGUGACAACGAGGUGAUGGGUGUCGUCGUGAACGUGCGCAAGGGCUUCUACCGUGUCGGCCUGUGGACGCGGACCGUCGGCAAGAGCAUCCCCGGAGACAAGAACGGCCGCACGCCUGCCCAGGGCAAGGAAGUGCUCGAGGCCAUCGGUCGUCGCUUCAAGGAAGUCCUCCGUCUCAAAGAGGCUGAUGUUGUGGAGUUCUCGGGCCACACUGACAGUGCGCACAGUGGCAGCACGAGGGCUAAGGCCAAGUACACGGUCUAA
Molecule: messenger RNA, 744 nt
Organism: Aspergillus terreus NIH2624
Lineage: Eukaryota; Fungi; Ascomycota; Eurotiomycetes; Eurotiales; Aspergillaceae
Product: eukaryotic translation initiation factor 4E
Exons: 3
Coding region: 1-744 (247 amino acids)
Biological process (GO): translational initiation
Cellular component (GO): eukaryotic translation initiation factor 4F complex; cytoplasm
Molecular function (GO): RNA 7-methylguanosine cap binding; translation initiation factor activity
Source: RefSeq, a predicted model, not a curated record